GUCCCUUCUCUCAACUGUUAGUAAGAACAAGAAGGGGAAGAAACGAUGGGUAGGCUUUUCCUCACCUACUUGGAAGGCAACUUCUAUGGUUGCAAGUACUGUAAGACGCAUCUGGCCCUUGAGGAUGACAUUUUGUCUAAGUCAUUCCACUGCAGUCAUGGGAAGGCCUAUCUGUUUGAUAAAGUUGUCAAUGUUACAUAUGGUGAGAAAGAAGAGAGAAUGAUGCUGACCGGAGUGCACACUGUUGUUGACAUAUUCUGUGUGGGUUGUGGCUCUCUUCUUGGUUGGAAAUACGAGCUUGCACAUGAAAAGCCUCAGAAGUACAAGGAAGGAAGAUUCAUUCUGGAGAGGUAUAUGAUAUUACGCCCGGAGGGAAACAACGAUGCAGUGAAUCAAGAUGCUGAGAUUGAUGGCAGUGAUGCUGAUGAAGAAUGAGUAACUGUGCUUUACUUUAGGAUAAAAAAUGUAAAAAUCAUUCUCCCAUUGCACAUUUACCUCUUUCUAAGCCUUCUUACAUCAAUUGAUGCAUGUAGUGUAGCAGCAUGAAGGCAAGCAUAGUCUGAGGAUAUUUGUAGUGUUAUAUAAUGGCAAUUGUUUUUCAAGUAGAAUUUAUGAACAA
Messenger RNA from Cuscuta epithymum, 619 nucleotides. The record is from the annotation of a GenBank genome assembly. NCBI's taxonomy places the organism in Eukaryota, Viridiplantae, Streptophyta, Magnoliopsida, Solanales, Convolvulaceae.